Triplophysa dalaica is the source of this 883-nucleotide messenger RNA. RefSeq names its product cytokine-like protein 1 (gene cytl1). The coding region runs from base 95 to 559 and encodes 154 amino acids. The transcript has 4 exons. The record is from RefSeq and is a predicted model, not a curated record. NCBI's taxonomy places the organism in Eukaryota, Metazoa, Chordata, Actinopteri, Cypriniformes, Nemacheilidae. Gene Ontology annotation, biological process: positive regulation of transcription by RNA polymerase II.
CUCUCUCACUCACUCUCUCCCUCUCUCUCUCUCUGUCUCUCUCUCUCUCUCUCUCCCCCUAAAUUCGAGAGUUUCGGUCUGUUUCUCUCAGCAGAUGUUAUUGAGACACACAAACGCAAACAUGAGACUCGUUUCUUUCAUCUGUAUUUUUCUCGCUUUGAUGUGUUUGACGAGCUGCGCGCCGCCGACCUGUUACUCGCGCGUUCUGGAUCUCAGUAGGGAGAUUAUGGAUAUUCUUGAUAAAGUUCAUAAAUCGGAUCGCACUAAAACGUGCGCUGAGAUGCUGCCGAAGAUGUUUCUCGACGUGCACAACUCAUGUAUGAUGCCAAAACUGCGUGAUUUCAUGUAUGUGAGUGAGAAUCUGCACACAGAAUACUGCAGAGAGAGACCUCGCAUCCGACACCUGAAGAGAAAAGUCCGAGGGCUCUACACCAUCAUUAACCGCGUGUGCUAUCGGGAACUGGUGUUUCAUACAAAUGACUGUGAAGCUCUGGAGACGGGACACAGCAGCCCUCGAUACACAGAAGACCGACUGCAACUUCUAGAAGAUGACAACUGAGAGACAAUUACACACUAAUAUAGCACAAAGACAUGUUUCUCAAUAUUAAUUUGGUGUGUGUGUGCGCGUGCGUGCGUGCGCGUGCGUGCGUGCGCGUGCGUGCGUGCGCAUUCCACCAGCAAGCAAAACUUUUCCACAGGAAAUCAUUCCACUCCGUCAUUUUAAUAAUGAAACACUGAGCUUGAUAAGUUAUAACACAUAUCAAGGAUGGAUGGAUAACAUUACAAAAACAGAGUUAGUCUCUCAUUUUCUUCGUUUUGGGAUGUUUCUUUGUAUGUUUAUAUAACAUUAUAUCAUUCAACAAAUAAACUGACAGUUUAUUUA